GAGCGGUGGAUGUGCAGAGCUGUAGAGAGUUCAGAACAGAAACGGCACGGGUGACUGACAUCUGGGUCCAAUGGUCAGAUUUUAUCUAAUGGGCCUACAUGUAAGGGAUUGCCGCGGUCCUCUCACGAUGCACACACGGUGAGCCCACGCACUAUGGGCCAACUCCAGUCGGCCUUUCGCGCCACGGCCCAUUUCACACAACCAAAACAACCGCGCGAUCCCACAGCUGCCCGCGAAACUGAAACGGCCAUCGCCAGCCGUCCCGCCGUCGGCGAUGCCGCCCGCCGCCGGCGACCCCACGCCCUUCGCCUCCGCCAUCACCACGCCCGACGGGUGGCACCCCCGCACGGUGGAGCGGCGCCUGCUGCACCUCCUCCACCACUGCCCGGACGCGCGCGCCCGCCCGCUCGAGCUCCUUGCGUUCGCCGUCCGCCGCGCGCUCCCCGCCUCCCCGCCGUCGCCGCACCACAACUCCCUCGCGGCGCUGCUCCUCCUCUCCUCGCCGCCACCGCCCGCGCUGCCCCUCCUCCGCCUCCUCCCUCCCGAGCCCCCGCCCCCGCUCCCGCUCCUCAACGCCGCCGUCAAGGCCCUCUCCGCGUCCUCCCCGCCGGCCGACGCCUUCCGGCUCCUCUCCACCCUCCGCCGCCUCCACGCGCCCGACCGCCUCAGCUUCCUGCCCGUCCUCGGCUGUGCCGCCUCCUUGCCGCUCCUCUCCGCACUCCACUCGCUGCUCCUCCGCCUCGGCUUCCUCUCCCACCACGCCAUCUCCCUCGCGCUCCUCAAGCCCUACCCUUUGCCCCACGUCCGCGUCUUGUUCGACGAAAUCCUCCAAAAGAACAGGUGCGCGGUCGCGUACAACACGCUCAUCACGGCGUGCCUCAAGGCCAGGGACAUCCGAGCCGCGCGCCACCUGUUUGAGGAAAUGCAGCGGUACAGGCGAUCCAGGAGGAGCGUGGUUUCUUGGAACCUUAUGAUCGCAGGGUGUGCACGGUGCGGACGAGAUGACAUGGCGGUGUGGUUUUUGGAGGGGAUGGUCGGAGAAGGGGAGGUGGCGCCGGAUGAUGGGACCUUGGCAGCGGUGCUCCCAGCCUGUGGGAGGACUGGAAAUGUUGGAGCAGGGAGGUGGGCGCAUGAGUAUGCGAGGAAGACUGGGCUGUUAGAAAGUACAGUGCAUGUUGCUAACGCGGUGGUGGAUAUGUACUGCAAGUGCGGUGAUGUUGCCAGCGCAAGGGAGGUGUUCGAGGGGAUGCGCCAGCGGAGCGUGGUGAGCUGGAACACUAUGAUUACCGGAUUCUCACUGAAUGGCCAUGGAGUUGAGGGAAUUGAACUGUUCCAAGAGAUGCAGCGGCAAGGAAUGGAGCCUAAUGCUGUGACAUUCUUGGGGGUGCUUGGGUGCUGUGUGCAUGCUGGGGCAGUGGAAGUUGGACGGGAUAUCUUCCAGAGCAUGCAGUUGGAGCAUGGUAUUGAGCCAGCAAUUGAGCAUUAUGGGUGUAUGGUGGAUUUACUUGGAAGGUCUGGCCUUCUUGAGGAGGCACAUGCACUGAUUCAGGAGAUUCCGAUGAAGCCUAAUGCUGCAAUAUGGGGAGCACUGUUAAGUGCAUGCCGUGCCCAUGCUGGUCUCGGCAUUGCUGAGGUGGCUCUGAAAGAGCUUAUCAAUCUUGAGCCAUGGAACUCGGGGAAUUAUGUGUUGUUAGCCAAUCUUUAUGCAGAAACAGGACGGUGGGAGGAGGCAGGGGAGGUGAGGAGACUGAUGAGGACAAUGAGUGUGAAUAAGGCUCCAGGGCAGAGCUUAAUUGAAGAAGCUAGGUUUCAGACGAUAAAUGCAUGCCAAUAGCCAACUCUGAGGAAAUAAAACUUAAGUUUUGAAGGCAAAAUGCUGGGUUUCAUUUUGGAAGGAAAAGUUCCAUGCGUCAACCAAUGUUAUCAAGAGAUGCAGACUAGUAUUUGGAGAAACCAGGCGCGGAAAUCUCUUAAAAAGCAUGUGCACUUCAGGUUGAGAUGUUCCACUUAAAUCCCUUGAUCUUCCUGGUUAAAGUAAGCGGGCACAAGAAUCAAUGAGGAAAUGCUACUUCUGAAAUCAAGCUGGUGGAUCACUUCUUGAAAAACACUGGUUCUGCUGGUAUGGCCUGGGGUCACCUUUCAGGUCCCCCACAACUGCUGCAAGGAGGAGGAGAGGAGCCAGGGCACCGCCAUUUGUUUCUGCGUGCACCAUCCAUCCAGACUUUGUUUUAUCCACUGCCCAUCAACCUGCUGCUGCUAGUGCCCCGUUCUUUACUCCCAGCACCAGCAGCUGCCGAGCUCAAUGGCCGGCUGCUCGUGUCGCGCCGCCUGGGGAUCGGCGCGGCGGUUGCGCGCAAGGCCUGCCGGCCGGCCGCCGGAGCCGGGGGAGCGACAGGCGUUGACCUCGGCAACGUCUCCUCGACCGCCGGCGGUCCAGGUCGUGGGGUGCAAGGAUCGGCUCCCGGGGAUACGCGGCCUCCGGACACGAACCACAGAGGAUCGGGGCAGUAGAUUUUGUGUUCAUGAACCAACUCCACUUGGAUUCUUAAUCCGUCACAAGUAUCGUCAGCUGGAUAAAAUACCAGCAAUCAUGUGCUGGACAAAUUAUAUGUAUAUAUAAAUAUAAUUUGGGAUGCUCGAAAAGGAGUCUACUGAUGAUGAAGAAUGUGGCGCUGCAAUGAUCAAGUGGUAGUGCUUGCUGCCGUAGUGCCAUGCAUGCUGUAUCCUUCUGUUUCUUUAGCGCCACGGCGAUCUCGUUGGAUCUCGCCAUUGGAGCUGGAGGCCAGGGUCGGGUCAGGUCAGCCAGCCUUUUCUUCUUUUUUUUUUCCCUCUCUCGCUCUCUACCUGCAAAGUUUAUCCAUAUAAAAGCCGGGUCUUUUUUCCGUUUCUUUUGUGCCGUGGCAAUGAUAGGAACCCAGCCACUACCUAAACUGUAUCUUUCUUUCCUUCUUGGUUCUUCUUUUGCGCCAUGGCAAUGAUCGGAAUCUACCUACACUUUGGAUCGGAUAAUUGGAUCCUUUUUGCGGGUCUGUGCGAGGCAGCUGCUGCUGCUACAAGGUUGGUGGUGCGUGCCAGUGACGAGUGAAGAUGAUUGGGAGGAAAGCUGGUGG
This is a messenger RNA of Panicum hallii, 3110 nucleotides long. RefSeq names its product pentatricopeptide repeat-containing protein At1g09190-like. The record is from RefSeq and is a predicted model, not a curated record. Gene Ontology annotation, biological process: RNA modification. The coding region runs from base 275 to 1834 and encodes 519 amino acids. The transcript has 3 exons. NCBI's taxonomy places the organism in Eukaryota, Viridiplantae, Streptophyta, Magnoliopsida, Poales, Poaceae. Gene Ontology annotation, molecular function: protein binding; RNA binding.